This is a messenger RNA of Arachis duranensis, 660 nucleotides long. Its product is annotated as protein FAR1-RELATED SEQUENCE 5-like. The record is from RefSeq and is a predicted model, not a curated record. Lineage: Eukaryota; Viridiplantae; Streptophyta; Magnoliopsida; Fabales; Fabaceae. Bases 1 to 660 code for a protein of 219 amino acids. The transcript is spliced from 2 exons.
AUGUCUCGUGUUAAAGCACCAACACGGAAGAAUACGAUUGCAGCUGCUGGGUGCAAGGCAAGGAUAUAUGUCAAGUUUGAUAAAGACAUGCAAGACUGGGUUUUGUUCAAGGUUGAAUUGACGCACUCACACUCUUGUUCAGCGAGAAAGACAGUGCACUACCAUGAGUAUAGGCAGCUGACUAUGCAUGCGAAGUGCGUGAUCGAGGAUAAUGAUGAGGCUGGGAUUCGACCAAAUAUGACAUUCCUUGCUUUGGCAAAUGAGGCUGGAGGCCCCUCUAACUUGGGAUUCUCAGAGAAGGAUUUAAGAAACUAUAUAACGGCAAGGUUUCGAACUAGCAACGUGAAUGCGGAUGUCAGGAAGAUGAGGAGCUACUUCAUGAGAAUGAAGGACAUCAAUCCGAACUUUUUUUACGCGGUGAAGUUGGACGAGGAGUGUAAAUUUAAGAGUGCAGCAUGGGUGGAUGCAAGAUUUAGGGCGUCGUAUGAAUACUACGUAGACGUUGUGUCAGUUGAUAGCGCCUACAGUACAAACAGGUAUGAAUUAUUGUUUACGUCGUUCGUUGGGGUCAACCACCAUGGUAAGUCAACCAUCCUCGGUUGUGCUUUGCUGGGGAAUGAGGAAAUCCAAGUUAUGAGUGGGUUUUCAGCCAAUGGGUAA